ACGACCCACAUUUGUCUAUCGUCACCGCGACUUCCGAUGUCAGCAUGCCUCCACAAUCUAAAAGCGAAGCCAAAUAGUUACGAAUUGAUUCGUUGGUUCCGGUCACAUUCCUUGUACGGGAAGCAAAGUCCUUCGGAGGAAUGAGGCCUCACCUCAAUAAAUUCCUCCGUCGCGGCUCCUCUUCGCCUUCACUCCUCCCCCGCUACUUCCUUCUUCCCCUUUCCGGCUUCAUGCGAUGGAUGAUGAAGAAAGGCCGGGCUCUUCGAAGGGAGCGAAGAAGGAUCCGAGAAUAAUCGCGAGGAGUUACCAGAUGGAUCUCUGUAAAAAGGCAACGGAAGAGAAUGUGAUUGUCUAUUUGGGGACUGGAUGUGGAAAGACCCACAUCGCCGUGCUCCUCAUGUAUGAGCUCGGCCAUCUCAUAAGAAAACCGAGUAGCAAUGUAUGCGUUUUUCUGGCGCCGACGGUGCCUCUUGUUCGUCAGCAAGCCAUGGUCAUAGAGAGCUCAACUGAUUUUAAAGUUCAGUACUAUGUUGGGAACCGCAAGCAAUUGAAGGAUCACAAUGAUUGGAACAUGGAAAUUGAACAAAUUGAGGUUCUCGUCAUGACACCUCAAAUACUACUGCACAACUUACGGCAUUGUUUUAUCCGGAUGGAGUUGAUUGCUCUUUUGAUUUUUGAUGAAUGCCAUCAUGCGCAAGCUCAGACUAGACAUCCUUAUGCACAGAUCAUGAAGGAAUUCUAUAAAGCUAACACUGCUAAGUGUCCUCGAAUAUUUGGCAUGACUGCAUCUCCUAUCAUUGGGCGUUCUAAUCAGUUGAAUUAUAUAAAAUGCAUCAAUAGCCUUGAGAAUUUACUUGAUGCAAAGGUGUAUUCUGUUGAUGACAAUCCUGAACUUGAAAGUGUUAUUGCAUCCCCAGAUGUAAAAAUUUACUUUUAUGGUCCCGUUGAUCAUUCUGAAUCAACUCUUAUCUCGAGUUAUUGCAAAAAGUUAGAUGUGCUAAAACAUCAGAGUACUUGCUUGUUGUGGGAAAACAUUAGCGAUUCUAUUGAGAGGCGCAAGAAGAUAAAGUCAAUUAUGCGAAUGCAUGAUAAUUUAGUUUUUUGUUUGAAAAAUGUCGGGCUUUAUGGAGCUAUACAAGCUUUGAAAAUUCUUUUCAAUUUUGAGGAAUUUCAGCUUCCUCCAGGCAAGAAAGAGGAAAGUGGCAAUCAUGACAACCCUACAUAUCAAUUUUUGGAAAAGGCUGCAUCGAUUUUGGAUUUCAGCAUAUGUGAUGAUGUAUCUACUUCAGAUUUUCCUUUUUUGGACGUAUUUGAAGAACCACUUUUUUCACAAAAAUUAUCACUACUAAUCAGCAUCCUUUCGACAUACAGGUUAAAAGAGAACACUAAAUGCAUAGUAUUUGUGAAAAGAAUUAUUGUUGCAAGAGCACUUGCAUGUAUUCUUAAAAGCUUGAAGUCUCUAAAAUUUUGGAAAUGUGAUUUCCUUGUUGGCUUCCAUUCUGGAUUAAGGAACAUGUCACGGAGUAAGAUGCAUGCCAUUGUCGAGAAGUUCUCCUCUGGAGAGGUUAAUCUUUUGGUUGCUACUAACGUUGCUGAGGAAGGUCUCGAUAUUCAGACCUGCUGCCUGGUAGUUAGAUUUGAUCUACCACAAACUGUUGCUAGUUUUAUACAAUCUCGAGGACGCGCACGCAUGCUAAAAUCUGAAUUCAUAUUUCUGUUGGAAAGGGAAAACUUGCAAGAUGAGAAUUUACUUGGUGAAUUCAUGUCUGGAGAACAUGCUAUGAACAAAGAAAUUGUUUGUAGGUCAUCUGAUGCCGUCUUUGAUAAUUUAGAUGAGGCAAUUUAUAAAGUUGAUCUUACUGGAGCGUCUAUAAGUACAGCAUGUAGCGUUUCACUUCUUCAUCACUACUGUGCAAAACUUCCUCGAGACAAGUUCUUUACUCCUAACCUAAAGUUCUAUUACAUGGAUGACAGAGAUGGGACGAUCUGCAGAUUAAUACUUCCUCCCAAUGCUCCUCUUCGUCAGGCUGACAGUUUACCAUGCGCUUCAAAAGAUGAAGCCAAGAGAGCUGCAUGCCUGAAUGCUUGCAUUGAACUGCAUCGAAGGGGUGCCUUAUCAGACUUUCUGUUGCCUGGUUUCAGUAAUACAAAAGGCAUUGAAUCUCCAACACAUUCUUCUGAGAGCGUAUGCAGCGAAGAUGAAAACCUAAAAGAAGAACUUUAUGAAAUGCUAGUUCCUACUGUUCUUAAAGGUCCCUUACCAGAUUUUGAGGAGAAGAUAAAGCUAUACUUUUAUCAUAUAAGAUUUAUCCCUAUGCCGGAUGAUAGGAAGUAUCGUGCUUUCGGACUUAUUCUCAAAGCUCCUCUUCCAGAAGAAGCCGAAGCAAUGGAAGUCGAUUUACAUCUUGCUCGAGGAAGAAUUGUUAAAUCAGGCUUUGUGAAUUGUGGAAUGGUUACUUUUGGUAGGGAGGAGAUUUCUCAAGCAGAAAAAUUCCAGGAAAUGUUUCUUAAAAUACUUCUUGAUCGAUCUGAAUAUUUUAAUGAGAUAGUUGCUCUGGGUAAAAGCAAUGCAUAUCUUUCAUCGACUUUUUACCUAUUACUACCUGUGAUUGAGCAAAAUAAUGGAGAAAAUAAAGCUAUAGACUGGUCAACUGUUAAGCGUUGUCUAUCAUCACCAGCCUUUGAGCAUGUUUUAUAUGAAAAAGGCCUCACGGAAAGAAACACUUUGGAACUUUUCAACGGUCAAGAAAAUGUUUCUCACAUUUUAGACAGUUUAGUUUUUGUUCCCCACAAUAAACUCUUCUAUUUUGUUGAUGGCCUUCUUCCAGAAAUCAAUUCUAACAGCCGAAUGGCUAAUAGGGAUACAAGCUAUGCAGAACACUAUAAGUUCAAGUUUGGAGUUCAACUUUUAUACCCAGAGCAACCACUUUUGAAGGCCAAACCAUUAUUUUAUGUACGCAAUUUAUUACACAAUCGAAUUCAAGAAAUUACUGCAGAAGCACGUGAAUUGGAGGAAUAUUUUGUGGAGCUGCCUCCUGAGUUGUGUUGGUUGAAGAUAGUUGGGUUUUCUAAGGACAUAGGAAGUUCCUUGUCAUUGUUGCCCUCUUUAAUGCAUCGUUUAGAGAAUUUACUAGUGGCUAUUGAACUGAAGGAAGUCUUAUCUGCAUCUUUCUCGGAGGCUUCUGGAAUUAGAGCUGACAUUGUCUUAGAAGCACUCACCACAGAGAGAUGCAUGGAACGCUUUUCUCUAGAAAGGUUUGAGGUGCUUGGGGAUGCAUUCUUAAAAUAUGUUGUUGGCCGGCAUAGUUUUCUUUCCUUUGAUGGACUGGAUGAAGGACAACUAACAAAAAAGCGUUCCAGCAUUGUGAAUAAUUCACAUCUUUGUGAUUUGGCAAUUAAAAGCAACUUACAGGUGUAUAUACGUGAUGAAUUAUUUGAGCCAUCUCAAUACUUCCCAAUUGGACGUUCAUGUACUAACAUAUGCAAUUUGGAUACACAAUCAACAGUGCAUUCUUGUAACGUGGAAGAUGGAACAGAUUUUGUGGAUGUGAAGUGUACUAAAUCGCAUCAUUGGCUGCACAUGAAAACUAUUGCAGAUGCUGUUGAAGCCCUUGUUGGAGCAUUUCUUGUUGAAAGUGGAUUCAGAGCUGCAAUUGCAUUUCUUAAAUUGAUUGGUAUUCAAGGUGAUUUGAAGGCUUCAGAUGUUUACAGAGUUCUGGAAGGGAGCAAUAUCAACUUGUCGCUUGUUGAAAUUGUAAAUAUCAGAGAACUGGAGGAAUCAUUAGAUUACACAUUUAAGCACAGAGGCCUUCUUCUUCAAGCCUUUAUUCACCCUUCCUAUGGUAAACACUCUGGUGGGUGCUACCAGAAGUUGGAAUUUCUUGGAGAUGCUGUCUUGGAAUACCUGAUGACUUCAUAUCUUUAUUCUGUUUAUCCGGACAUGAAACCAGGUCAGAUAACUGAUUUGAGAUCCAUCGCUGUUAACAAUAAUUUUUUUGCAUAUAUAGCAGUGAGGUGGGGUUUCCAAAGGUACCUUAUAAAGGAUUCCAAAAGCCUAACUGAUGCAGUAAACAAGUUUGAAAAACUUGUACGUGCAUCUAAUCUUCCAAUGGCUUUUCUUGAGGAAUCAAAUUGCCCAAAGGUACUCAGUGACCUUGUUGAAUCAUAUAUUGGUGCCAGAAUUCUUGACGCAGGAUUCAACUUGAGAGAAGUUUGGAAAGUAAUGUUGACGCUGUUCGAACCUAUAUUGAGCUUUAAUAACCUCACCAUUAAUCCUGUCAGAGAACUUCGCGAGCUUUGUCAACAAAAAAACUUCUGUCUGAGGUUGCCACAGCCAGUGAAAGAAGGAGGAUGCUACUUAGUGAAAGUGGAAGUUGAUAUUGGAGAUGAGCAGUUGACCACCAGUACAACCAAUCACAAUUCCAAGGCUGGCAGAAGGCUGGCCGCUCAAAAAGCACUUGCCAAGUUAAAGGAUCUUGGUUACAAACACAAACACAAGUCAUUAGAGGAGGUUUUGAGGUCAACUCGUAAAAAGGAUCCAGAACUGAUAGGAUACAAUGAAGAUCCCUUGGACACGACGAAUUUAGAUGGCUAUAUGAUUCCAGUGGGGAAAUUAGUAAUCCAGGAAACAAACACGACUUCAAUAGGGUUGGGCGACCAAAAUGCAGAAGCUUUGUUGCCGUACGAGAGUGUUCUUAAGGUGCAACCCUCUCUUUCAGAUACAAGCCCUCCAGCAAAGAAUGGCGAAACUCGACAGCAUGAGAAAGAUUUUUUGCAAUGUUUCGAUAGUAAUAAAGUAACAGAAAGUAGUGUUCAGGAGAAUCGUGAUGAUGUUGACCGUAAGAAAUCAGCCAAGUCACGAUUAUUAGAAAUCUGUGCUACAUACUAUUGGAGCCCCCCUUUGUUCAAAUGCUGCAAGGAGGAAGGACCAUGCCACCUAAAAAUGUUCACCUUCAAGGUUACCAUUCAAAUCGAGGGAGCCGCUUGUACAGUUUUGGAGUGUUACAGCGAAUCAAGGCCACGGAAGAGAGCUGCGGAAGAGCAAGCUGCUGAAGGAGCAUUAUGGUACCUUGAACAGCUAGGGUAUAUUCCUAAAACCUAAUGGAAUCGAAACCAUUUCAAGAUUUCUUUUUUUUUUAUAUGGAAACCUUGAAGUAUCUGGCAAAAUUACUUUGGGACUGAAAAGACUCAGCCUCAUUCAAAAUGCAAGCAGUGUCUCGAGUCCAUGGUUGCUUGAAAAUGAAGUUUUUGUUUGUAAUUUUGUAGAUCUGUUCAGCUUGGUCUGAAGUUUUGGUUGUGAAGUUUGAUUCAUGGAUGGCCUCCUCGGCUCAAGUAAUCAGCUUGACAACUGGAUGCUUCUUUGUAUUUCCCU
Molecule: messenger RNA, 5371 nt
Organism: Phalaenopsis equestris
Lineage: Eukaryota; Viridiplantae; Streptophyta; Magnoliopsida; Asparagales; Orchidaceae
Product: endoribonuclease Dicer homolog 4
Exons: 25
Coding region: 236-5101 (1621 amino acids)
Biological process (GO): siRNA processing
Cellular component (GO): nucleus; cytoplasm
Molecular function (GO): protein binding; RNA binding; ATP binding
Source: RefSeq, a predicted model, not a curated record